CUCAGGCUGGAUACCACUGGCACAGCCUCUGAGAUGGGAUCCAUCUACGAAUGCAGCAUGCUGUGCUCUUGCCCCAGCUCCUGCCCCAACCGGGUGGUGCAAAGCGGUCUCCAAACCCAGAUCCAAAUUUACAGGACAGCUGCCAAGGGAUGGGGGGUGCGCACAAUGCAGGAUGUGCCCCGUGGAGCCUUCCUUUGCCAGUACUUUGGGGAGCUGAUCUCCAGCACUGAAGCUGCACACCGAGAGGAAGACACUUACUACUUUGUGGUGGACAUGCAGGAUGGGCAACAGUGCUGCCUUGAUGGGCGCUACUAUGGCAAUGUGGGGCGUUUCCUAAAUCAUUCAUGUCAACCCAACUUGGUGGCCCUACAGGUUGCCCUGGGAUACGAGAUCCCUGGCAUUGCCUUUUUCAGCACACGGGCCAUCCCGGCUGGUGAAGAACUUGGGUUCGAUUACGGCGACCAGUUCUGGGAGGUGAAAAGCUGGAGCUGCGCCUGCCUGUGCGGCUCGCCCGGCUGCAGACGCGCGGCGCGGGGUGCCGCCGGUGCUCCUUCGCCAGCCGCGGGAGACCCCGGGUUGGGCCCCAGCUCUCCCCGCCCGCGACGGCCUCCGCUCCGCGGCUUCGCGCUCAAGACCAAGCGCUCGAGUCCCAUGAAGAGGGUCACCCGUUCCCGCUGGGCUCGUGAGGCUCGGCCGCCGUAG
Molecule: messenger RNA, 702 nt
Organism: Candoia aspera
Lineage: Eukaryota; Metazoa; Chordata; Lepidosauria; Squamata; Candoiidae
Product: histone-lysine N-methyltransferase EHMT1-like
Exons: 5
Coding region: 34-702 (222 amino acids)
Biological process (GO): peptidyl-lysine dimethylation; negative regulation of transcription by RNA polymerase II
Cellular component (GO): chromatin; nucleus
Molecular function (GO): histone H3K9 methyltransferase activity; p53 binding
Source: RefSeq, a predicted model, not a curated record